This is a messenger RNA of Microtus oregoni (creeping vole), 1003 nucleotides long. RefSeq names its product FERM domain-containing protein 3-like. The transcript has 4 exons. The coding region runs from base 125 to 751 and encodes 208 amino acids. The record is from RefSeq and is a predicted model, not a curated record. Lineage: Eukaryota; Metazoa; Chordata; Mammalia; Rodentia; Cricetidae.
UGUUCUGCCUUAGUCAUUUGAAACAGAAUGGACAGCGAGCAAAAGGUCAAAGCUGUUGUUGCUGGUUGCAUAUAUUCAGGGCCACAACUGACAACAGAGCCUUAGGAAAAUCAUAAUAUUAAAUAUGGCAAAAUGUUUGGUCAAGAUACGGACUCAACGAAGCCUCCACUUGCACAUGAUGAACCACUGCAGCAGUAAUGUGUUUGUCCGUCUGCUAAAACAUGGCUCCAAGGUCAUACCUCGAAAUGCUGGUGCUCCACUACCUAAAGUGGAUGUUUCUGAACCCUUGAUUGCCAACUCAGACGAGAAUGGAACUCAGUGGGCAGAUCCUCUGAGUGAAGAGGAAGACAGAUUAGAAGAAGACCCCUUGACCAUCUCUGAACUAGCAUACAAUCCCAGUGCCAGGCUGUUCCAUACGCCAGUGGAUGACGAUGAAAUCGAUGUGCUCUUUGACUGUUCAUCUAGGCUCAAGUUAGAAAGAGAAGAUACAGAUUCCUUUGAGGAACUGGAAACAGAUGAAAAUGCCUUUUUGAUGGCUGAAGAGGAGGAGCUGAAGGAAACUCGUAAGGCUAUGUCAUGGAGUUACUCCAUCCUGACCGGCCGUAUAUGGGCCAACCCUAUAGUCAAGUGUUGCACCAGGCUCCUGGUGGUGGGCCUGGGACUGCUGCUGUUUGUAUUUCCCCUGAUCCUCCUCCUUUUGGAGUCAGGAAGAUGGAUUGGACAGAUGAAAAGCACCAAAGAAGAUCUCUGAUGACACUUGUGGACAGAUGGCCUCUGAUGUGUGAUAGUGAUUCUCUAUGCCAUAAGUGGAAUCAGCAGGACAUGCACAUGAUGGACCCAUCCGAGAUUUGUUUUCCACAUUCCAGAUUCAGUAGCUGACUGGGUAGAUAAGUUCAUGAGUGAGCCGAGAGGAGCUCAGCAGUCAUCACUUCCGAGAAGAAAGAAUCAUCACUUGGGCCUCAAGAUUCAGCUGUAGUCACCCAUCCAUUAGUAAAGCUGAUUU